Molecule: messenger RNA, 348 nt
Organism: Suillus discolor
Lineage: Eukaryota; Fungi; Basidiomycota; Agaricomycetes; Boletales; Suillaceae
Exons: 2
Coding region: 1-348 (115 amino acids)
Source: RefSeq, a predicted model, not a curated record
AUGCCGGAUCCCGCCUGCUCGCCAUUCGCAUUGAGCUUGAGAAAACAAAGCUCACAAUAUCGCCGGACGAUCAGCGAAUAUCUGAAUUGGGACAUUGAAGCUUACACACUCCCUUGGAUGGCAUUUUGCGCCGGGUUGUCUAUCAACCCACCACUAUCAAAGCACCUCCGUCACAUGGUCGGCGUGCUGUCAAUGAAACAGCUCGACAUGCUGAAAGAUUAUGCGGAGGUGUAUGAUGCAUUCCUCAGUUUGCUGGUUUCGCCAGCCGGUCCAUGGACUAAGGGCCACCGCGUCCGGGAGUAUCGCCAUGCUUGGUGGACGGACCUUGCGACCAUCAAGCUAGAUUGA